CCCUACAAAUCAUCUGUCGUUGAACUGAAAGUGCGAGAGUCGGCCUUUCGGGGCAAUGCCCUCAAUCAUUUCAUGGGUCAAUUCACUGCUUUCCAACGCAUCACGGUAUAUGAUGUACAGCUAGCUAGGAAUCUCAGCGUGGUCAUCGCAGCUAUGGCUCGAGCAAAGAAUACGCUGACCGCAGUCAAGAUCUGCGGGCUGGCAAGCGCCUUCCGCAUUGUGACAUUUCUAGAUGUGCCUCCAGCUGACUAUUUCGCCAACUUUGUUCAGCUUGAAGAGCUUUCGAUCGACAUGGGUGGCCUUCUUAACGUCAACCAUACGGUCGGUCCUUUGCUUCCAGCGCUAUUACCUCGAGGCUUGAAAGCGCUGAAGCUCACAUAUUGCCAUCCUCACGACAGUUUGUUCUGCCACUUACGCGCUUUGUACGACCGUGCUCAAGCAGGCAGCUUCCCAUAUCUCAAAUCCGUCCACGUGGACUUUGAGUAUUCGGCCAGUCCGACUAUCGAUCUUCAAUAUGAUAAGCUACUGGCAAGCCCUACAUAUGCCCUGCUGAAGACCGGCUUCGCUGAGUGCGAUGUGGACUUUGCAACUUUCGACUACCUCGGCCGAUCGCUUACUGGAAACUACACUACGAAGCACUACCCUCAGGUUCUGGACCAGGAUCGCGGUAGUGACUGGUGGUGGCCACUUCCCCAUCCGAGCCGAGUCCGGGCUUCUACGGUUUGGCGUAGGUAAUCAUGGUUACCACAUCAUGUGGAUGCUAGGACCUUUCCUUAAAGAAUGGUACUUGUAUAAACUGCUGGCCUCAAAGGGGAUGACGACCAAAAAAUGGCAUUUGGCAUGUUGGGGUUUCUUUCCUGUCGUUUUCUUCCAUGAGUGGUAUAGGAUCAUGGAUCUCAAAUGCGUUGACUACGUGUAGUUAGCCAUAACAAUACAAUCUUCCAUUGCAC
This is a messenger RNA of Mytilinidion resinicola, 950 nucleotides long. RefSeq lists its product as uncharacterized. The transcript has a single exon. The record is from RefSeq and is a predicted model, not a curated record. The annotation marks the transcript as partial. Lineage: Eukaryota; Fungi; Ascomycota; Dothideomycetes; Mytilinidiales; Mytilinidiaceae.